GCGCAGAAAUUGCUGGUCACAGGAGCCACAAUGGCGAUUGUAGUCUCCUUCUGAUAGGGCUGUGGAUGAUAUGAAAUCCACUAGCAUCGCCCUAAAUAUAGGCCUGGUUGAUUCCCAGAGCCAUUUAUAAUAAACUGGAACAUCUACUGCACACGAAAAUACUAUGAUUUCUAAUCAAUAUUGACUUUAUAGGGGAUAAAAGUUACAUUAAAGGGAACAUGUAAACAGUACCAACCGGGUCAAGUUUUCAUUUUGGUCGAGAAACGAGCGUCUUUUAAUGAAGACGUUUGCUUGUUUCUGAAUGCAAAGACCGUAAUUCUGUGGAAUAAAAACACCUUUACUUAACUUGCCACCGGACAAGGACACCUUUCACAAAGGGACUUUUUUCUUUUUUUACGAGUCUGCUCGCUAGCCGCCGAGCAUUAGCUAGCGGUGCUAGCUAAAUUGAGACGGAGACGACAUCACAAUGCUCCGAUGUUUCUUUGGGAUCUUUUUCAUUCACUAAUUCAAAGUACAUACUUUACAGCACUGGAAAACCGCCGUGGCAUUUUUCCUGCUUUGACGACCUAUUUUGGCGAGCUCAAUGGAAUGAAUCGGCGCUGAGGAGGACUGGACGUGAGCGGCCUGGUGUUUAUUUUGUGUAUUUUCUUGCCCUGUUUCUGCUUAGGAACACUUUUGUUUUUGGCAUUUCGAGUAGCUACUGUUUUCCUGUGAAUGAAUUGCCGGGACCACCUAGGCCUAAUUGCAGGAGAGGUGCCGGCGUGAGGGAUGCCUGGGUCGGACCGACACCAUGGGACCAAGAGGAAGCCGGAAUCUAAUAUCAUCGGUGUGCCACACCAGACUCAGGCCCCGACUCAUACCUCUGCGGGAGACAAGACGAGCAAAGAAGGCAAGUUGCAGUUAAAAUCUCAAAUGUCCUCUUCCUCUUCAAAACGCAAACGGCAUAAAUCAACCAAACAUAAUCGGGAAUCCUCGGCGACACCGGGACCCGAAUAUUUUACCCUCGGCGAUACGGCGCCACCUGGUGUGAACACGGUGAAGCCUCUGGUGGAGUACGAUGAUAUCAGCUCCGACUCGGACACUUUUUCGGACCCACCGUCCUCCAGGCCUUCGGAGAGGGGGGGUGGGGACCGACUGGAGCUCUCACCAGACUACGAUAGGGACGAUAUCGGCAAAGAAGCUGGCAGCAGAGAGAACAGGGGGCACAGACACUCCCGAAAAAAGUCCAAGGACCCCAACAAAGUUAGAGACCCUGGGAAUGGGGAGCGUGGGUACAAGAAAAAGAGCAGCAAAGACGGUGAGAAGGGGAGUUCUGGGAAGAGCAAGGAGAAGGCUGCCGCAUCAGGGCCCUCAUCCAAACGCCAGGUCCAGCCAGAGGCUAACUCUAAACGUGGGGAGCUGAUGCUCUCCACCCAGGUACAGCCUGCAGCUGCAGCCAGUGUAGGUAGCACUACUUCCUCCACAUCCUCAUCUCGCAGCAAGGAGAGCAGCCGCUCAGGGAAAUCUCGCAAAGACAAACAACAGCGAAAAGAAGGCCGAGGAGAGGGCAGCAGCCGCAGCUCUUCCCAGAGGAGCCGAGCAGACAGAAGCCACCGCAAGUCCGCCAAGAGCCACAAGUCAAGCCCCAAGGGCAAGUCUUCAAGUAGGAGUAGCCCUCGCAGGAAGGGCACCAGCUCUGCUCUUUCGCCCAGUCCCAGAAGAGGGGCUGGCAGCGAGAGUCCGCAGGGCAGUGGGUAUGGGCAGCAGGGGGAUGACAGCUACUCCAGACGUAGGGUAGCCCAGCAGAGCCCCAGUCCAUACGGGGAUAUGUCCCGGCGCAGCAGACAACGAUCAGACAGCCCCUAUGGCAGCAGACACAGGUCCUCCAGCUAUGAGAGGGACAGCAGCCCUUACUCCAGGAGACGCUCCAUCAGCCCCUAUGGUAACCGCAGGUCCUCUAGCACCAGCCCCAUGUCUAGACGCUCUGGCCGCUCCAGGAGUCGCUCCCCUCCGCACUACUCAUCUUCUCGUCGCUCCUCCUCUCGUUCCCGUAACAAGAGGCAUACUUCCUCUGCUGGCGUAGGGGGGAGCUCCCACAGCAAUCGGCCAACUAGCCGCUCCCCUCCCUCCUCCCGCCUGCCGCUUAACUCCAGCCUGGGAGCAGAGCUGACGCGCAGGAAGAAGGAACGCCAGGCUGCUGAGGCUGCCGCCCGUGCCAGUGGUGGUGCUUCGCCUCUUCCGUCAGCACGUAAACAUGCAGGCUCCUCCUCCUUACGGCCCACUAAAGUCGAGACACCACAGUCGGAGAGAGACUCUGCAACAAUAGCAGAACCUCUGGCCCCACCACCUGCGCCAUUACACCAGGAUGCUCCGAGUGGUGAAGAUCAGGUUACUGCACCUCCGCCUUCCUCUUCCACCUCCUCUCCUGCACAUCCUCCUCCUCCUCCUCAGCAGCCCUCUCCUCCUGUGCCGCCUGGUCCAGUCACCCAGGUUCCACCACCGCCACCUCAUGCAGAAACAAGUAUUCAGCCUCCGACACCCUCAACCACAUCCCAGGCCAAAUCGCCUGCUCCGGUUCCUACACGCAGCCCCGUCCGCCCGACCCCGCUCCACAAGACGUCGACUCUGCCUCCCCUGCCUUUACCACCUGCACUGCUGGGAAACACUCAGGGCAGUCCAAAGAAGUCCACCCCUCCGCAGAGAUUAUCUAGGAAGGAGAAGGAAGUUCGCAGCCGGCCAUCACUAAUUGACCUUCCUUUACCACCCACUCUGCCUGGAGGGGGCUCCUCACCCCCACAGUCCCCCAUCCGCCAGGCUCCACCGCUACCCCAGCCAGCCCUUAAGAAGAGACCAAAGAUUUGCUGCCCACGAUAUGGUGAGCGCAAACAUACCCAGAGUGAUUGGGGCAAACGCUGUGUAGACAAAUUUGAUAUAAUUGGCAUCAUAGGGGAAGGCACAUACGGUCAGGUGUACAAGGCCAAGGACAAAGACACUGGUGAACUGGUGGCUCUAAAGAAAGUGCGUUUGGACAAUGAAAAGGAGGGUUUUCCCAUCACAGCCAUUAGAGAGAUCAAGAUCUUGCGGCAGCUCAAGCACCGCAGUGUUGUCAACAUGAAGGAGAUUGUCACCGACAAGCAGGAUGCACUCGACUUUAAAAAGGACAAAGGUGCUUUUUACCUUGUGUUUGAGUACAUGGACCAUGACCUGAUGGGCCUGCUGGAGUCAGGCCUGGUCCACUUCUCCCAUGAGCAUGUCCGCAGCCUCAUGCGCCAGCUGAUGGAGGGCCUGGACUAUUGCCAUAAGAAUAACUUCCUUCACAGAGACAUCAAAUGCUCCAACAUACUUCUAAACAACAGAGGUCAGAUCAAACUUGCUGACUUUGGUUUGGCCCGGCUUUACAAUUCAGAAGAAAGUCGGCCGUACACUAAUAAAGUAAUCACACUAUGGUACCGCCCCCCUGAACUCCUGCUGGGAGAGGAGAGAUACUCUCCAGCCAUUGACGUAUGGAGCUGUGGAUGUAUUCUGGGAGAGCUCUUUACCAAGAAGCCCAUCUUCCAAGCUAACCAGGAGCUUCUACAGCUGGAGCUCAUCAGUCGUCUGUGCGGGAGUCCCUGUCCUGCAGUCUGGCCUGACGUCAUUAAACUUCCCCUCUUCAAUACCAUGAAACCCAAGAAGCAGUACAGACGGCGCCUGCGGGAGGAGUUUGCCUUUUUACCUUCUACUGCCCUGGACUUGCUAGACCGAAUGCUGACCCUAGAUCCUGCGCGGCGCUGCACAUCGGAGCAAGCUCUCAACAGUGACUUCCUGUGUGACAUUGAGCCCAGCAAGAUGCCGCCGCCAGAUCUUCCUCACCAUCAGGACUGCCACGAGCUGUGGAGUAAGAAGAGACGGCGUGCACGUCAAAGCGGGCUGCCCGAAGAUGUGCCUGUGCCCAAAGUGCCCCGUAAGGAUGCGACAGGGACCUCCAGCGGAGAGAACAGCCGGCCCCAAACCAGCCCGGCUGGAGCCCCGCCGCCUCCACCCGGAAAACCACCCUCCACAGCCAACUUAGAGCGUGAGUUGUCAGGCCUGGGAGUUGCCGCAGAACAGUUGAACCAGGCAGAGAUGGCGGUACUGCUGAACCUCCUCCAGGGACAGACGGACCUCAGCCUGCCACAGGUGGCCCAGCUCCUCAACCUCUCCAACCCAGAGGCUCUCAGUCAGUCUUUGUCUGCCCUCAGUGAGGCCUCUGACCACCAGGGGGCUCCAGAGGACCAGGCCCAGUCUACUGCCAGGGCCCAGCCACCUGAGCCGCCCCCUGAACCCCAGGAACUCUCGCCGACAUCCGGAGACCCACCACUCAGCCAGGAAGAUCAGGCAAACCUGUUGGCCCUCAUUUUGGGCCACAUCAUCAAGCCACAAACCGAGGAGCAAGGCGAUGAGAGCAAUGGCGUCCAGUCAGAGGAGGCACUAACCCGCGAUUCGUCUGCCUCUACUACUGAUCACAAGGAUGGUGCAGCAUCAAAAAGGAAACCGCUUGAGGCCAGCCAGGUGCCUCUAUCUGUUGAGCGUCCUCCCUCUCCACCUGGGCCACCUCCGUCAGCUCUCCUCCUUGGAAAUGCCCAGCAGGCGGGGUCUGAAACCCAGCCCAGCCAGGACAUCAGCCCUGCUGUGGCAGCUGCCUUACUCCAGCUCAUGUCUCAGCAGGACUCGGAAACUGGGGCCCCUCAGCGCAGUAAGGACCCCUCUCCUGCUGUGGAUGCUCCGGCCCGGGGACAGCCCCCUCCACCCUGGGUUGCAGAUUCUCCGCCUAAACCUUCGGCUGCAGCUGAGGCCCCAGCAGGACUGGUGACUGAUGCGCCUACCACUGCAGCGCAGUUCCCUAAGGACCAAGACCUCCGCUUUUCCCAUGGAGCUGCCCGCUGACCCUAAAUCCCCCGGUGAGAUAGACCUAGGUAUCUUGGACUGGCUCCAGCAAUCCUGGCCUGAAGGGAGAGGCAGAGGAAGAAUGCAAACGGACACCUACAGAUUAUGAUGUAGGUUCCAGAUUAUCACUGGACCAUGAGCAGGUAGCUAAAGUUGAAUCAAAGAUUUUGAAGAUGAAUGUCUGAAAGAAAGAGAUUAAGGGCCUUUUCAGGUCAUGAACAUCGCUGCCCUCUGAACAAACUGUUGUGUUGUAUUGGAAGGCAUUUGGACCUGGGGUCUAGCCUUUAAUAAUCUAACUAAGGACAGUCACCACCUGCAAUCCCUUGCUCCUUCCUGUCCACCGAGGGUCCAGACUUGAAUGAAUUUCAGCUUCCAAAUUGAGUGCCAUGCAUCUGACACUCAACUUAGAAAGCAGCUGUGAUCUUUUUUUUUCUCCCUAAAAUAAAUGAUUGUCAUGUCCACUGCAGUGCCCAAGUCUAACAAAGUUAUCAGUGUUUUGGCAAAUGAAGUCACUGUCCUCUACUGUGUGAUGGAAGAUUAGCUGAAGCUGAAAUACUGUAUGUGGGUCUAUUUGAGGCAAUGAGUAACUGACUGGAGGACCAUGCGUUUCCCAUAGAAUCUUACUUGCUGGCUAGCUCCCCUUUUUUCAGCCUUGUGCCUCCUUUGUGACCCCAGCGACCCCUGAAUGAGCUCGGCCUAGUGGGGAAAUGUGGGUUAAGUUUCUGCUUUGGGUGGCACCUACAACAGUGUACAUCUGCAGGACUGUGUUUUUUUAUUUUGUUUUACCCAGAGGCUGUAACACAUUAUAUUCUGUCUGUCAUCAACCCAACUGCAAUGUGUUCCUGGAGUUUCCUAUCUUUACAUACAACCUCUGUGUCGUAACAAGCCUAAGCCUGGUAUUCACUUUCACGUCUCAAAUAUGGAUUAGACUACCACAUUAUGAUUGACUGCUCCAUACUACACGCUAUUCUGCUAGUUGAAGUACAAAGUUAGAAACAUAUAUACACACCCACAGAAACUGAUUUUUCCAUCUUUCCCUGGUGGGUUCUGAAAGCCUUGUCUAAUACUGUAUGUUGUCGCCUCCCUGCCAACUUGUGCAACAAAAGCUUUUUCUUUUUUGGUGCAGUUAUUUUCUACAUAAAGAAAGGUGAAACAUGCUUAAAAAAAUAAUGGUCCAUGGUUGUGUUUCCAUUUUUUGCUUUGGAAAAGGAAAGGGAGGAGGAAAUGGUUUCACGUGUCUGUAAAAAGAAAAGAAUAUUUUGUAAUAUGUGUUUUCUUGGUUCAGUUUAUUAAAGGAAAGGAAUGUGACCAGUCAAA
This is a messenger RNA of Micropterus salmoides (largemouth bass), 6201 nucleotides long. It is a transcript of the gene cdk12, whose product is annotated as cyclin-dependent kinase 12. Gene Ontology annotation, molecular function: ATP binding; cyclin-dependent protein serine/threonine kinase activity; RNA polymerase II CTD heptapeptide repeat kinase activity. The record is from RefSeq and is a predicted model, not a curated record. Gene Ontology annotation, cellular component: nucleus; cyclin/CDK positive transcription elongation factor complex. Lineage: Eukaryota; Metazoa; Chordata; Actinopteri; Centrarchiformes; Centrarchidae. Gene Ontology annotation, biological process: positive regulation of transcription elongation by RNA polymerase II; transcription elongation by RNA polymerase II; protein phosphorylation. The transcript is spliced from 14 exons. The coding region runs from base 769 to 4884 and encodes 1371 amino acids.